Cucurbita pepo subsp. pepo (vegetable marrow) is the source of this 1095-nucleotide messenger RNA. RefSeq names its product zinc finger protein WIP4. The record is from RefSeq and is a predicted model, not a curated record. NCBI's taxonomy places the organism in Eukaryota, Viridiplantae, Streptophyta, Magnoliopsida, Cucurbitales, Cucurbitaceae. Gene Ontology annotation, biological process: regulation of gene expression; anatomical structure development. Gene Ontology annotation, cellular component: nucleus. Gene Ontology annotation, molecular function: DNA-binding transcription factor activity.
UAUAUCUCUUCCUACCCUUCUCUUCUUAAACCAUCAACCAUGGCUGAUCCCUACUCCAUCAAUGCCUCUUCUUUUGGUUUAUACCAUUACUUCUCUUCUUCUUCUUCUUCUCCACCUUCUAAUUCUAAUCCUUUCUCUCCUUACGAUCUCUUCUCGUUCUCUUACUCCAACGAUGAUAACGAUAAUAAUAACAAUACCCUAAAGAACCCGUCUUCCUCUCCUCGAGUUCUCCCGCUUUUAAGUUUAAGUCCCGUGAGACAUGAUCACCAAGAUCACUCAUUUUCUCGUAACAACAACAAGAACUUGUGUAGCCCUUGUGAAGAAGACGAUGACGAGACGGUUACUGUCGCUUUGCAUUUAGGGCUUCCAUCGGCUCCGUCUUCGUCUUCUUCCUCUGAUCUGAUUUUGAGACUUUCUUCAACUGAGAUCUCGGAUAAAUUAGAAGGUCAAUUAGAAGAAGCGGUUCCCGUCGUUGUUCCUAAUUAUUACUCGGUCUCGUCAUCGUCUUCUUCCUCCGCAACUGGUGGUGGUGGACUCAAUAAGGGUCAGUAUUGGAUUCCCACUCCAGCUCAAAUUCUCAUUGGUCCAACUCAGUUUUCUUGCCCUCUUUGCUUCAAAACCUUCAACAGAUACAACAACAUGCAGAUGCAUAUGUGGGGGCAUGGAUCACAAUACAGAAAAGGGCCACAGUCACUAAGAGGAACACAGCCGACAGCCAUGCUAAGGCUCCCAUGUUAUUGCUGUGCACCAGGGUGCAGAAACAACAUAGACCAUCCGAGGUCGAAGCCACUAAAAGACUUCCGAACCCUACAAACGCAUUACAAAAGAAAGCAUGGAAUCAAGCCAUUUACUUGUAGGAAAUGUGGGAAAGCGUUUGCUGUUAGAGGGGAUUGGAGAACCCAUGAGAAGAACUGUGGGAAGCUUUGGCAUUGCACUUGUGGGUCUGAUUUUAAGCACAAAAGGUCUUUGAAAGAUCACAUCAAAGCCUUUGGACAUGGACAUGCAGCUUAUGGGAUUGACUCUUUUGACGAAGAUGAUGAGCCUGCUUCCGAGAUCGAACACGAUAACGACUUGUCUCACAGCAAUGGAGAUUGA